AUGCCUUUAAGUCGCGAGAGAUCCCAAUACCCACAAUUUCGUGGCACACUACCUUUGAAACUCUUCUCAAACGGAAGUCGGGGAAAAGAGAGUGGACAACUACCUACAAGUGGUAGAGAAAAAGAUUCUGCUGCUCAAAUGCAAAGCCGCGACGCUACAGCGCAACGGUCUCAGUGGGGCAUCAUUCCUCGAGUGAACCGGAUCGCUCCAAGAGCAUCAUCUGGGUUUUUCGAGAUCUCCUGGGGAGUGGUAAUGUCCAUCACGAAACGCAAUGUCUCGUCAGAAGACUACAGCUGGACGGAAUCGUUGAGCAAGGCUUUGCACGCUGGUAGCGAAUGGUCUGACAAGGAUGAAUUGUUAGAUGUUGUUUACUGGGGAAAACAGAUCUUAUCGCUAAUAAUUGGUGUUGCCUUUGGUGCUGCUUCUAUGCAUGGGAUUCUUGCUAUACUUGCCUAUGUUGUGAUAUCGACAAUGAUGGCCCAACAUUUUGUUGUGAAAUAUCAACAGGUUGACGAAGACGAAGUUGGAGGAUUCUGGGAAUUGGCUAAAGAAGGCUUUGGAUCAGCAUUCGCUACUUUUAUGGUCGCAUGGAUUACUGUUUAUUCGGCACUCUACCACAACUCUUACGAGGCGGUAUUCAUCUGUGACUCCUCCUAUGACGGUUGA
This is a messenger RNA of Necator americanus (New World hookworm), 666 nucleotides long. RefSeq lists its product as uncharacterized. The transcript is spliced from 7 exons. Lineage: Eukaryota; Metazoa; Nematoda; Chromadorea; Rhabditida; Ancylostomatidae. Gene Ontology annotation, biological process: mitochondrial respirasome assembly. The coding region runs from base 1 to 666 and encodes 221 amino acids. The record is from RefSeq and is a predicted model, not a curated record.